This is a messenger RNA of Naegleria gruberi, 474 nucleotides long. RefSeq lists its product as uncharacterized. Bases 1 to 474 code for a protein of 157 amino acids. The transcript has a single exon. NCBI's taxonomy places the organism in Eukaryota, Heterolobosea, Eutetramitea, Acrasida, Naegleriidae. The record is from RefSeq and is a predicted model, not a curated record.
AUGUGCUAUCCAAAGGUAGUGAUUUGGAAUGACUAUCCUUACAAAUUUCCCAAUACAUCACUAGCAAUUUUAUCAAAAUUGAAUUGGAAUACUGUUAUUGUUAGAAAUUUAACCGAUUCUGUCAUUAUUACGAAUAGUAUUGUUGGGAAUGGAGAAUUAUUUAAUUGUUAUAUUGCAACAAAUUCUACACCAACAACAUCUUAUUUUGUCUCCAUAAAUAAGAAUGUUGAUUCUGGAAAGGAAUUAUUGGAAAAGAUCAACUCUCCCACAAGUAUUCUAAUUUCAAUGGCAAUAUUCGGAUGUUUCAUUAUCACAAGCUUGAGUUUAAUGAUUUUCAUUCCGAUAGUUACUUUUAAAAUUAAAGCUUGGUUAAAGAAGGACCAGGGCUUUAGAAGGGAAGUAGUAUUUGUGGAUGGCCAAUACCUAUCCAAGGAUGGUGCAAAGUUGGAUGAUAAUCAUUAUAUUUAUGUCUGA